Conger conger (European conger) is the source of this 6994-nucleotide messenger RNA. Its product is annotated as kinase non-catalytic C-lobe domain-containing protein 1. Lineage: Eukaryota; Metazoa; Chordata; Actinopteri; Anguilliformes; Congridae. Gene Ontology annotation, biological process: small GTPase-mediated signal transduction. Bases 168 to 5666 code for a protein of 1832 amino acids. The record is from RefSeq and is a predicted model, not a curated record. The transcript is spliced from 31 exons. Gene Ontology annotation, molecular function: guanyl-nucleotide exchange factor activity.
UCGGCUCUUCCGCUCAGGCAUACAAUCUGUCCCGACUCAAUACCGCGUUGCUAGGAAAACGUCAGUAGUGAAGUAGCUCUUUUGUCUUGUGGAAACGUUGACUCUGCGUCAUGGCAGUUUUAAAGGAAGAUUAUCUAGUGUGAUUUAAUGCAAUUUAUCUACAUACAAUGGGGACUUCUGAAACUGCCGUGUCCGCCUAUUAUGAGGAAGAAGAGGAGGAAGAGGACGAGUUAUAUGAAUUUGAGCCUCUCCCUGCACUGUUAGAAGAUGAGGAGAACGUCUCCCUGGCAGACAUCCUCUCGCUGCGGGACAGCUGUCUGUCUGAGCUGGAGGUGUGGGCUGUGUGUGUGGAGUGUGUCCUGGCUCUGCAGAGCAUAGCCCACUCCCCCCUGUUCCACAUGCUCUGCAUCACGCCCGACACCCUGGCCUUCAACGCACACGGCAACGUCUGCUUCAUGGAGCAGCUUAGCGAUGACCCAGAGGGCACCUUCAUGCCUCCGGAGUUUGACAGGACAGGAAACACCUUUGAAGGGCACAUAUACUCUCUGGGCUCCACCCUGGCGGCUGCCCUGGACUUCGUUAUCGAGCCUGAGCUGGAGCCCGACCUGGGCCUGGAGGUCAGGCGCCUGCUGGACCAGAUGCAGCAGAAGAACCCUUCAGACAGGCCUGACAUCCAGGACAUCGUCACUCUGGCAGAGGGGCACCUGCAGUGUACCUCCAUGAGCGUCUGCAGAAAGCUGUCUGCCAUUGGGAGGCGAAUCCUGUCCAUCGAAUCUCUCGGAGCUUUUCAUGAGGAGCUGGGGCACUCCUGGGCGGCCCGUGAGCUGGAGCAGUGUGGGAAGGCCAGGUGGGCGGCGGUGAACGGGCUGUGUGACACGGAGGAGACCGUGAGCGCAUGCGGUCAUCACGCGGCAGGGAAACGCGUCCCGGGCAGCAGGGACGACUCACCGUCGGGAGGGGAGCACGGUCCAGCUCUCUCUGAACCGUGUCUGAGCAGCCGGUCACAGGACAGCUCCCCGGUCCGCAGGGCGCUGCCGCGGUCAGGGAGAGCCAGGGGACCGCUCGACCGCUCCUCCUCCGUCCCCGACUCCAACAACCCGCCCACGCCCCCGCCCCUCCACGUCAACCGCAACCCUCCGCUGGCCGACCUCACAGAGAUCGGGGCGGAGGAAACGGACGGGGCCGAGCUUCAUAACGGACUCCGCGAGCGGGACACGGGCGCGUGGUCCGCCAGAGAGCACGCCGGGACGUGGCAGGACUCGCCGUCCUCUCUGGACGGGAAGAGAGACUCGGGCCCCGAGGAGCCUGUUCCAGAGGGGGUCACAAAUCACAAGGAGCGCCCUGUCUCCCAGGGCGACGAGGCGCCCAGGAGGAACGGCAUGCACCGUGCCGACAACCACAUGACCAAGAGCAUGCUGUGCCUCAACGAGGAGUUUCAAGACGAGUGGAUCUCUCUGAGGGAGCUGCUGAUUGGUUAUUGUCGUCCGUUAUCGGUGAACGAGUUGUGGGCCCUCUGCUACAUCUGCCUCUCCACCCUGCAGACCUACAUCGACUUCCCAGUGUACUUAUGCCUGGACUCUGUCUACAUUGGCUGUGAAGGAGAGGUUCUGUUUCUCAAACCCAAAAACACAGGAUCUUGUGAUCCAUUCUAUUUGGCACCGGAAUAUCAGGAACAUGGAAUUGUAACAGAAAAGGCCUGUAUUUAUGGAGUAGCGGCCAUCCUUUGGGCCACUGCCAAGUUCGGCCUUUCGGCCAAUCAGAAGCUGGCGAUGCCUCGGAAGCUGAAGCGCUUGCUGUUGGAGAUGGCGAAGAGGAUUCCCAUGGAGCGACCCUCCAUCGCCACGGCUAAAAAGUGCUGCUGGGAUUACCUGAACCAUCAUGGGGUCACCGCUGAGGGGGUGUGGGCUCAACUGAUCCACAGAGCACGUCAGGCCCACCACAGGGAUUGUGAUUCUGAGAAUUCCUUGGACAGUGUGGAGAAUCAGGAGGAGUCUUCCCAAAUGAAAAUUGGGUUUGUGGCGUGUACAGGGGAGAGCGGGCUGUCUCCUGUCCCGGGCCCUGUUCCCCAUCGUUACCGUGUCUCCUCUGACCCCCACCUCCCUGAAGCCUUCACCUCCCCUGCCACCCACUUCACCCCCAUCAUCCUGACCCGUGACAGGGCCACAGGUGGCCAGGCUGGGGCCCGAGACCCCGGGGAGGAAGGGUCAGAGAUUGAAAGCCCUGGAGUUGAUGAGUCAGAGGUUCUUCUGUACGUGGACGACUCACGGGUGACCGGGGCGGAGUCCAGGGAGGACGAGCCGCGACACGCGGUCGCCCCGGAGACCGAAGCUUCCCAAGACUGUUCCUCUACGUCCUCCAGCGCCGAAACGCUGGUCAACUCCCUCUCCCCACCCUCCUCCACCCACAAACACACCAUCCAGGAGGUGCCCGGCCUUCCUCUGCUCUGUGGCCCUGCCUCUUCCUGUCCCUCCUCCAAUCAGCAGCCAGGCAGCUUUGGCAGCUUCCUGCUGAGGCAGGAUCCCAGGACAGGCCUGCUGACGUUGUUUCCGGUGCAGAUCUCCGUCCCUGCUCCCAUACCUGGGCUGGAUCUGGGGCUCCAGUCACCAGGGCAGGACUGGCAGGCCAUGGGGCAGAACGGCUCCAUUCUCGCCGCUGGAGUACCCACCAGUCCCAGGGCGCCUGUGGACCAGUCCCCGCGGUCAGACCAGACCCCGCAAGCUCCCUCCUCCCAAACCCCCGCCCAUCUCCCCGCAGACCCCCGCGGGACACACGGCCCUGCCCCGGGGGGUCCUUCAGGGGCUGAGGGAGGAACGGCAAGAAUUUCCUCUCAAGCGUCGCUGCCACAGACUCCCACGAUGCACCCCUCUCUGCAGGCGGUCAUCGUGCUGGUCAGAGAGGAGUUCGCCUUUCAGGGCUAUCUGGAGAACGGCGUGGAGGAUCGAGCGAUGGGGGAGUAUAUAUUCUCCUUGAGGAGUCUCCAGUACGACACGUUUUGCAGUGCAGUGUCUGAAAAGUAUCACGAUCUGUACUGGGAUGAGAAGCUAUUAGAUGCACUUUACUAUGUCAUCAACAAAGGAGAGACUGCACUAUCCCCCAGGGACCCCUCCUGCAUACAGCCCUCUAACGCACAGCCUCCAUCAAACGGGCAGCGCAGGGCGGCCAGAGCGUCGGGCAGAGAGAGGAGAGAGCGGGGAGACGCGGGGGCUCCGGGCAGGGACGAGCUGGAGCCCGCUCUGCCUGAGCCCGGAGGGGGAAGCCAGGCCCCAGCGGGCCCUCUUGAGCCCGGGGCUGAGGACAGGCUGCUGGGUCUGGGUACGCGGUGCGGGAGCUCCGAGGGGCUGCCCACACCUGAAGCGUCACAGACACAGAGCACAGACGUGUCAGUGGAGCCUCAGGUUAUAGACACUUCCCCAGAACCCACUCCACAGGAAGUGACAGAAGGUGGGUCCCUAAAAAUGGAGUGUGUGGAGUGUCCUGCAGGGGGCGCUGUGGAGGCCUCUCCCGCUGAGUCCCCCUGGCCUGCGGGGGUGGGGGAGAGGUGUCUCAGGAGGGGCCAGUUCAGCCAGCUCAGUCUGGAUUAUUCCGAGGACCUAGAGGACACGGACACUCUGGCGUCCAUGGGAGGGCUGCAGGACGAAGGGCGCCCCCUGGGGGCGGAAGGAUGCCGCUGCUCCCAGGACUGGGCUCUAUCUUUUUACGGGGAGGAAUACUUCAAGGAGGACGUGCUGAGGUACGCUAAGAAACUGGGCCAAGGAAGCAAGUCACCGUGCCUGGAAGCCAAGUCGCAGGACAAGUCUUUCUUAGAACAAGAUUGUAAUCAGGAACUUCAUCAGCAGCUCAUGAUCGAGUCCAGAAACCUGAAAAAGACUAGAAACUUCUACAACAGGCUGCUGCACCAAGAGAGGAAAAAUAAAGGGUCAGAUGCCAAAAUCAUGAUCUUGAAAAUAAAGGUCCAACUGGAGGAGAUGAAGACUAAGGUGGAUUUUCUGGACUCUGUGAGAAAAUAUCUGGAGGUUCUGUGUAUGGACCAAUGGGGUCUGGACGUGGCCCUCCUGCGCUCUCUGGCGGUCUCAGGCACCGCCCCUCUGGAGCUCUGCCCCUCUGAGGACCCUUCAGUCCUCUCCUUCCAGCCCGGGACUGGAAGAGGGCGGGGCAGCCCGGGCGGGGCCGCCUCCCUCCAGGCGGGAACACCUCUGGGCCUCAUGUCCUACCUGUACGCCAGGAAUGCCCCUCUCGAGGGCUACAUCCAGCAGUUCAUGUACGCCUACCGUUACUUCUGCACCCCUGAAGAUUUCCUGCAGUUUCUGAAGGACAGAUUCGUCAGUGUGGCGGGGGACAGUCUGGCGCCGUCUGCUGAGCGCUCGAAGGUACUGCACCGCACCCUGGACCUGCUGCAGGCCUGGCUGGAGAGCAGUAGGCAGGUAGACCUCCUCCCCCAGUCCAGUCUCUGCCUGGCCCUGGAGCGGUUCCUCCUGUCCCAGGUGGUUCCGGUAGAGGGCCGGGGGGAGGCAUUACUGACACUGCUCCAGAGCCCGCCCACAAAGAGGAGGUGCCACAUGGUGUCCAGGGGCUGCGGGAGCCCGACCAGCGUUCAGGAAGAGGACGACACCCUCACCGUGCACUCCAUGGAAGAUUCUAGUAGAAAGAGUUUCCAAUGGAGGGUGUCUAGAGUGGUGGAGCCCCAGUCAGCGCAGCCCAAGGAGAAGGCUUUCUCCAUCGCUGCGGCCCUGCCCCGGCCCUGCUACUCCUCCCUGCUGGACGAGCUGAGUUGUGCCUCCCUCAGAACUGAAGACCGCUACCCCUUCUACCAGAGUGAGCGCAGAGCCCAGCACGCUGCUAACCAGCUCACACUGCUCCAACAGGAAAUAUUUCAAGGUUGCCACCCAGUGCACUUCCUGAACUCUCGAGCACAGGGAGUCAGGGACAAGGCAGUGAGCAAAAACCUGUCGCCUGACCUCCCGCCAACAGAGGGCAGCAGCCUCUUUGCCUCGGACACAAUGCUGCAGGAUAGAUACCUCCCCCAACUGCUGAAGUAUGCCGACAGUGUUGCCACCUGGGUUUCAGCCGAAAUCGUCAUCUGUGACUCCUUAAAGGCGCAAGCUGGCCUGCUUACAAAAUUUCUGUUGAUGGCCAAGUGUUGCUAUGAGUCAAGAAAUUUUGCCACAGCCAUACAGAUCCUUGGAGGCCUGGAGAACGUGAUUAUCAAGCAGUUACCGGCAUGGAGACAUCUCUCUGCUAAAGCAUGGCAGAUCCUGGAGGAGCUGAGGACAGUGCAGGUGUUCCUGAAGAGUGAUAACCUGUGCCUGAUGGAGGGAGAGCGCUUUAGGAGAAAGCCCACCCUGCCGGCCGCCCACAUCCUGGCCAUGCACAUCCAGCAGCUGGAGAUCGGGGCCUUCACCCUGGCCAACGGGGCCUACAAGUGGCCCAAACUGAGGAACAUAGCAAAGGUGGUGAGCCAGGUCCAUGCCUUCCAGGAGAACGUGUUCGCGUACGUCCCGGACCCAGACCUCCAGGCGUACCUGCGCCACCGCGUCGCCCUCCUGAGCAACAGCGACAUCGCCCUGCUGGCGGCCGAGAACGACGCCAACUUCCACCAGAUCCCCGCCGAGCGCCACUCCAAGAAGAUCCAGGACACCCUGCGGCGGGUGAAGGCCACCUUUCAGUGACCGCCCCCGGGCUGAGGGGCUCGGGGAGGGGGUAGAGGAUACGCCCCGGAGCUAGCGCUGCAGAACGCUGUUCCCCUCAUUCAUCUCACAGCCGGCCUUACAGUCUGUCUCCUCAUGCUCAGCUUCGAUGCGCUCCGGCGGGUUAGAGGACGGAGCUGAUACCGUUCCCUCUCUCAGCUGAUUCCGUUCCCUCCCUCAGCUGAUUCCGUUCCCUCUCUCAGCUGAUACCGUUCCCUCCCUCAGCUGAUUCCGUUCCCUCCCUCAGCUGAUUCCGUUCCCUCUCUCAGCUGAUUCUGUUCCCUCCCUCAGCUGAUACCGUUCCCUCUCUCAGCUGAUACCGUUCCCUCUCUCAGCUGAUACCGUUCCCUCUCUCAGCUGAUACCGUUCCCUCUCUCAGCUGAUUCCGUUCCCUCUCUCAGCUGAUACCGCUCCCUCCCUCAGCUGAUUCCGUUCCCUCUCUCAUUAAGCAUUUGUACCAGCAGUGAUGUGUACAGAGAACAGGACACAGCCCAUUUUACCCUUGUUCUGUACGUGUUGUCUGUCUGGGUUCAUAAGGUCAACCUCUCCUGCUAGCAAAGGAAAACCAAAGGCUCUUCAUUGUUUCAGUGCUGCUUCAAAAUGGUGGACGAAGGAAUAGAGACAUUAUGCUGGUGUUUCUGUAAGCAUGUCUGAGACAGUGUGUGUGUGUGUGUGUGUCAGCGCGUGCGUGCGUCCAUCCUGAGGUUUUAAAACAAAUUUGAAAGCUACCUUAUAUUGAAAUGUCUAAUAUGACAGUAAAUCUAUAAUCAUAUCACCACUGAAGGCCAGGGUGCUCAUUUCUGUGUAUUCCUGUGAGAUUCUGCUUUAGUUAUUCUGCUUGUUCUUAAUCCUAGUACGAGCUAGCCAUUUUCCGCAUAUAAUUUGCACGUACUACAAAAUUACUGCGGACUACCAAUACCAUACUGUGCCAGUCUGACUUAAUGUCCAUUCUGUGUGAUUGAAGUGAAAUCUGAAGUAUGGGUCUUAUUAAUCUAAAAUGUCUUUUUAUUAUAGGUACAAAAUGUAAUUGUAGUUUACAGCAAAUGGAUUGUAUACUGAAAUAUAAGAUUGAUUGAUUUUCUUAUGAUUUGGUGUUGCAUAUUUCUUUGGUCUAAACAUAUGAAAUGUAGGGAAUUUUGUCCCCAAAUGUACUGCAGUUGUUGAAGGACUAAUCGUUUCACUUCUUAAUUAUUUUGGGAUCAUGUACAUCACUUAAGUUUUAAUUGUGUAAAUAACCACUUAUAUAUUUGUAUGUUGCCAUAAGAGCCACAAAAAGAUGUUAAAUAAUUAAAAAUGAGUGGGAAAAUCUU